UGGGCUUCCUUCCUAACCCACUGAGCUCCAGGUCUGAAAGUUUAGCCUCUGACGGCACUUCGGGUCACAAAACAGCCUCGACUGCUGUCCACAAUGAUCCUCUACCUGCUCUUCCCUGCGCUCAUUCUCGGUAUUGUGGAACCACAACCAGCUGACCAUGAAGUGGAAAAGCAAGAUGAAGUUGGGAGGAACCAAGCAUUCAACAGUACUAUGAAACCAGAGGCUGUGACAUCCAAGUUUUAUGAACAUAACAAGAAGAUUGAGGAUGAACUCCAAAGAAACCAAACGUCUCUUAUCACAGAAGAUGACGAGAGUUUCCAGGAUGAGGAAAAUAAAAUUACCGGCCAAAACUGUGACCAGGAGAACUUGAUAUGGUACAGUCACGGGUACUGUGGUGAAACGUUUCACCAGGAAAUGCUGAGCAUCGGCAGAGAUAACUGGUGUGUCCUGGAACAUGUCAUCAGACCUUACAGUAACUUAACAACAUGCCUGGAGCUCGUGGCUAAAGUGACCCGCUGCUUCUUCCCAAACCCUGACAUUCAAGACUUUUUUAUCUACAUCCACUCCACUUUCUUCCAGAACUGCACCAACGAACAUGUUCAGGUGCUCGAAGACGCGCCUCAGGGGCUGGUGAUCGGCCUCACUCUCCUUUCUGUGAGCUUCAUCCCCAUCCUGGUUUAUCUGGUGGCUCGGAGUUAGACGUGCACAGUACACGCUGUACACAAGAAGUUACUACAUCGGUGUACUUUUUUGUUUGUCUCUACAAGAUACUGUAUGAGUCAUACAUUUAAAUGCGGUUAAAAAAUAUGCUUUGUUCAGUGUUCGUGUGUUUUCACGAGUAUUGUAACACUUUCACUUUUGUGUGGUAAAUAUCAGCCACUUAACACAAGCACCUGAAAAGGUGAUCUUUAACAAGCAGGAGAUUUGAAAAAAAUGACACCAUUGAGUUUAUUUUGUUUAAUUUUUGUGUCACUGACAAAUAUGCAUCAUAUGAAGUCAUGUAGUUUGAUUAUGUAAUCUAUA
Molecule: messenger RNA, 1023 nt
Organism: Archocentrus centrarchus (flier cichlid)
Lineage: Eukaryota; Metazoa; Chordata; Actinopteri; Cichliformes; Cichlidae
Product: receptor activity-modifying protein 3
Exons: 5
Coding region: 94-699 (201 amino acids)
Biological process (GO): receptor internalization; calcium ion transport; G protein-coupled receptor signaling pathway
Cellular component (GO): signaling receptor complex; cell surface; membrane
Molecular function (GO): coreceptor activity
Source: RefSeq, a predicted model, not a curated record